CAUGCACAGUGUUGUGGCCUGGUUGUUUCUGGAAAACGGCAACAUUGAAUCCAUUGUGUAGUCCUUUCAGCUUGGGAAGCUUUGGAUGUUGUAACAACGUUGUAUAGUCGAACAGGGGAGAGAAACAUCCUGUUUUAUAAUCUAGCGUCCAUUUUGCGCAGUUUUUAUUCGUAUCCAUCGGCAGGUCACCAUGGACGUUGGAUUUCUCCGUUGUCCGGCAAUCCUCUGCCUGACUCUGGCCUUAAUGGGUUCGGUACUGGGCUCGGAUGGGGAUUUAGACAAACCAUUAAUCGGGGCGCCCGGUUCUGCAGUCCGUUUGUCAGACUCGGACCCAGGUCUAAAAAAGGCUCUCAAGUUUGCAGAGGAGCGUUAUAACAUGGGGUCUAAUGCAAUGCACGUUCGCAGAGUUAGUAAAAUCCUCUCUGCCAGCAAACAGUUGGUGAAGGGAAUUCGUUACACCAUCACAGUGGAGCUGAGUAAUACGCAGUGUAAGAAGUCUGCUGUGUUGAGGACCUGUGAUUUCUACCCUGAGCUUCACAAACUGAAGACGGAAGUGUGUGUGUUUGAGGUUUGGGACAUUCCAUGGCAGAGCACCUCCACCCUGCUCAAACAGAAAUGCAAACCGGCAGUGGAGUCCAAGGAGACCAACCAGGUAGACUUCCUACCUCUGGCCACCAGCAAGCCUGCAGAAGCCUCUGUGGAGCUCUUGGGCCAGUUCAAAGCCUUUGUGGUCAAAUACAACCGCACCUACCGGAGCCAAGAGGAGGCUGAUCGACGCCUGCGUAUCUUCCACCAAAACCUCAAGACGGCAGAGAAGCUGCAGUCUCUGGACCAGGGCUCAGCAGAGUAUGGGGUCACCAAGUUCAGCGACCUCACAGAGGAGGAGUUUCGGUCUCUGUACCUGAAUCCCCUCUUGAGCCAGUGGACCCUCCACAAACCAAUGAAGCCAGCUGCUCGCCCUCAUGGUCCCGCUCCUCCCAGCUGGGAUUGGAGAGAGCAUGGAGCAGUCAACCCUGUCAAGAACCAGGGUAUGUGUGGGUCCUGCUGGGCAUUUUCAGUGAUUGGUAACAUUGAGGGUCAGUGGUUCAUCAAGAGAGGAAGUCUGCUGUCACUCUCUGAACAAGAGCUGGUGGACUGUGAUAGGCUGGACCAGGCGUGCAGGGGUGGGCUGCCAUCAAAUGCUUAUGAGGCCAUUGAGAAGCUGGGAGGCCUGGAAACAGAGACAGACUACAACUACACAGGGAAGAAGCAGAGCUGUGACUUCACCACGGGCAAGGUGGCCGCCUACAUCAACAGCUCUGUGGAGCUUUCCAAGGAUGAGAAUGAAAUUGCUGCUUGGCUGGCUGAAAAUGGACCUGUCUCUGUGGCCCUAAACGCUUUCGCCAUGCAGUUCUACAGAAAGGGUGUGUCUCACCCUUUAAAGAUCUUCUGCAACCCCUGGAUGAUCGACCAUGCAGUGCUGCUAGUGGGAUACGGAGAACGUAAUGGCACUCCAUUCUGGGCCAUCAAGAACAGCUGGGGAGAGGACUAUGGAGAACAGGGUUACUACUAUCUGUACAAAGGAUUCAAACUCUGUGGUAUCAACAAGAUGUGCUCUUCGGCUGUGGUCAACUAUAUGUACUCUAAAUCCACAGAAUCCUCCGUCAAAGAAACUAAACGAUUAUUUUUCAACUUUCAAGCUGGCGAAGCAUACCAAGUCGAACACUCAGCUAUGUCUCAAGCUACCAAACGCAAACACGUCGUCAAAGAGGUUCUAGGAGAUUUUGUCACUCCAGCUGAUAACCAACAGAUUGUAAAGGUUAUGGGAAGCCGUGGAAACAACCUGCACGAGGCUGUCACAGCCCAAGGCGAGAACUUUCUUGUUAGCAUGCCUACCAAGUUCCGUAAAAACCUCUGGAUCAAGAGAGGUGAUUAUGUGAUUGUGGAUCCCAUAGAAGAGGGAGAGAAGGUGAAGGCUGAGAUCAGCUUCAUACUCUACAGGGACAACAUUCAGCAUCUUCAGAAACAGCAGCUGUGGCCAGAGGGGUUCACAGUAGAGACGUCGACAGAGGAGAGGAAAGAAGGACAGCAGCGGAAGGAGGAGGUUACAGGAGAAGAGGAGGGUAGUGGUCAUGGCAGCGAGUCUGAUGAUGAUGAGAGCGAUCUCUUUGUCAACACCAACCGCUGCACUUACCAGUACAGCGAGAGCGAGGAUGAGACUGAGGAGGAGGAGGAUGGGAAGGAUGAAAAGGACAGACCAGAACAGCUCGUACUGGGAAUUUGAAAAGUGACUUAUACACUUUUGUGGACCAACACAGACAUGAACACCAAUGAUCUCAGACCUCCUGCUGCCUUAUGGAUGUAGUUAGACAUGCUAUCACUGAAACGUCUGAUUUCUCCAAACCAUUGAAUCCAGGAAAUCAUUCACAGUUCUGUCGUAUUUAUCCGGUUAUUUAAAGAAACGUAAAUGGCCUGUUAGAUAUGUUGUUUGUAAUCUGGUAUGAGAACUGAAUCCUAUUGACAUGCCUCUACUAUGAAAAACAAAUGUGAAUCUUCUGACCCAUGUAAGACAGAAGAAUUACUGUCCCUACUCUGACCUUAAGUACAUUUUGUGGAAAAGGUCAGUUUCAGACAUUCCUGAUUGAGUAACUGAGGAUUUUUGUUAUGUGUACAUACUGUGUAAUAAAUUAAUUUUUAAGGUCUUUAAA
Messenger RNA from Osmerus eperlanus (European smelt), 2687 nucleotides. RefSeq names its product eukaryotic translation initiation factor 1A domain containing (gene eif1ad). Gene Ontology annotation, cellular component: lysosome. Gene Ontology annotation, molecular function: cysteine-type endopeptidase inhibitor activity; translation initiation factor activity; RNA binding. The transcript is spliced from 19 exons. The record is from RefSeq and is a predicted model, not a curated record. Gene Ontology annotation, biological process: translational initiation. NCBI's taxonomy places the organism in Eukaryota, Metazoa, Chordata, Actinopteri, Osmeriformes, Osmeridae. The coding region runs from base 191 to 2263 and encodes 690 amino acids.